GAUUGAUUGGCAUAUUAUGAUACUAGAUUUAUCCCAGGAAAAUGGCCGUUGGUUUGCGUAAAUGAAAAUGUUCUGGCCUGCAUUUCUUGCUGUGGAUUUGCCAGGCCCAGCUCUGUUCGCCCUUGGAUAAGCCCCGGGCUUUGGAUUAGUGAAGUGUCGUCUGCCACAGCAGGUUGGAGCAGACGGACUGGCUAUGGCUGAGGACGCCGAGCAAGGCGAUAGUCCGAGUGGCUCGCCCGUCUCUCCCGAUCCUCAGCAUGAACAUGGACAUUUUUUCACCAAGAAAACCUUCCACAGGCCAACCUACUGUCAUCACUGCACGGACAUUUUGUGGGGGCUGAUUGGAGUUGGAUAUGUGUGUGAAGUGUGUAAUUUUGUGGUCCAUGAUCGGUGUAUGAAGACAGUGGUUUCUCCUUGCUCCAGUAUAGCCGCAAGUCUCAUCAAGAACCCAGUGGCCCACUGCUGGUCAGAGCCUGGCCACUUCAAACGAAAAUUCUGCAAUGUGUGUCGCAAACGUCUGGAAGAUAGUGCUGCCAUACGUUGUGAAAUCUGUGAAUAUUAUGCACAUUUGGACUGUCAAGAUUUUGUAGUCAGUGAUUGCAUGGAAUGUGCAACUUACCAUCCAGACAGAGACAAGGGAAACAUUGUGCAGUAUCACCACUGGAGGGAAGGGAACCUGCCUCCAAACUCCAAAUGUGUAUCCUGCAAGAAGACCUGCUGGUCCUCUGAGUGUCUGGCUGGCAUGCGUUGCGAGUGGUGUGGUGUCACGGCACAUGCCACAUGCUACAAAAGUCUGCCAGCAGAAUGUAAGUUCGGCAGUCUACGAGAGAUUAUGCUGCCUCCUAGUUGCCUGACCAUACCUCGCAUGGAUGUUCCCAUGGAAACCAUUUUGGGCAUCAAUCGCAAACCAACCUUUCCAGCUCGCACAGUUUCAGAAGAAUGGUCAUCCAGUGGGGAUUCAAAGACAGAAGAUGAGGAAAAAGAGCGCCGCUCACCUCGAGAAAAAGACAGCCGGGACAAAGAUAAAGAUGCUGAUUAUGAAGUAAUUCGAGUUUUUGAUGGUAAUGCUUCCAUGAAGAAACGGCUGUAUCGCACAAUCACAGUUCCACGUAAUGCCCCAGCUCAGGUUCUUCUGGAGGCAGCUCUCAAAACAUUCCACAUAUCAGAUGACCCCAAGAACUACUAUGUCGCAGAGGUUUGUGAAUCAGGGGAGCGAGAGCUGGAAGAAAAUGUUCCCCUGCGCUCUCAGCUCAAGACACCUGAUGGAAAGAGGCCGUCCAUCUUCCUCCGCUACAGAGAACGUAAUCCAGACAAGGGCUACAUCAAAAUCUACUCUGGUGCCCUGAGAGUGUCUGCAAGCUACAAGAACAUCCCUGUCACUAAAGAUACGACAGCAGAGGAAGUGGUCAGCAUGACACUUCGCAAAUUUGGUUUAGAGGAUGCUCAUCCAGAGAACUUCGGUCUGAUUGAAGUGUUGCUGGACAAAGGCGUGACUGAGCGCAAGGUGGCCCCGAGUGAUAAACCAUGGCAAAUAAUACAGCAGAGUCGCAAGGAAUCUUUGCGGCAGAACCGCAUGACCAGGUUUUACCUGCAGCAAAAGGAAGAUCCCCAUGGACCCAGUAUCUCACUGUUUGUUGGCAACUUGCCAACUGGUCUUUCUCAGCGUCAGUAUGAAAAAAUUCUUCUGGAUAUUAUAGGGAAAGAAAACAAGUGGUGCAGCUUUGAUGUUAUAUACUACGAGUAUGGCUCUAUAGUACUAAUUUACACCAAUCCAGAAAAAACCACAAAAGUUUUCAAUAUUCUCCAGGAAGCUGUCUUUGAUGAUAAACAGCUUUUAGUUCUUCUCUUACCAAAUAUUCAGUCCCACAUGAUCCCUGAGGGUGUUCAUCCUCUCAUGGUGUUUGUCAAUGUCAAGAGUGGUGGUUGUCAAGGCCUUGACCUCAUCACUUCUUUCCGCAAACUCCUCAACCCACAUCAGGUCUUCAAUCUGGACAAUGGAGGACCUCUACCGGGACUUUAUGUUUUCCGCAACAUCCCUAAUUACAAGAUCCUGGUUUGUGGGGGUGAUGGAAGUGUAGGCUGGGUCCUCUCAUGCCUGGACAAUGUAAGCCAGGAUGCCAUUUGCCAGUCACCACCCAUGGCCAUAGUACCUCUUGGCACAGGAAAUGACCUUGCCAGAGUGCUGCGAUGGGGUCCAGGAUACACUGGGGGUGAAGACCCUCUAAAUGUCCUGCGUGAUGUGAUUGAUGCAGAGGAAAUCAAGCUGGACAGGUGGACUGUCAUUUUUCAUCCCAAUGAAAAAGAGCAGGAUGAGACCAAGGUAGCUAUUGCCAAUGACACAAACUCCGCGAAUACCAACGAGGAUCCCACCAAGAUAUUUGUUAUGAACAACUAUUUUGGCAUUGGCAUCGAUGCAGAACUGUGCUUGGAUUUCCAUAUGGCGCGUGAAGAGAAGCCAGAUAAAUUCAACAGCAGACUGCACAACAAAGGAGUAUACCUUAAGAUGGGGCUACGUCGCAUGGUUAAUCGCAAGUCCUGCAAAGAUCUACACCGCCACAUUAAAGUGGAGGUUGAUGGCAAACUCAUUGACCUGCCGCCUGUUGAAGGGAUUGUCAUCUUAAACAUUCUCAGCUGGGGGUCAGGAGCCAACCCAUGGGGUCCAGAGCGUGAAGAUACAUUCAACAAACCCACACAUUAUGACGGCAUGUUGGAGAUUGUGGGUGUCACUGGGGUAGUCCAUAUGGGACAGAUCCAGAGUGGACUUCGCACUGGAGUGCGCAUUGCGCAAGGUGGCCAUUUACGGAUCACACUUUUGGCGGACCUCCCAGUCCAAGUGGAUGGUGAGCCAUGGAUACAACCAGCUGGCCAGGUGGUAGUCCUCCGAUCAGCCCUUAAGGCAACAAUGCUGAAGAAGAGUAAAAACAAAAUCAAAAGACGCAACACAGAACCCAGCAUUUUCUUUCCAGAGAAUGAACCUCUACAACAGGCCCAGUCUCCAACAGAGGAGAGUGGUCCUCUUUAACAACAUUAAUACUGAAGAUAGCUGCUGAGGAGUAGCAUGGGGUUGCAAUGGCAACUGGAUUGCCUGUUCAUGGGACUGGCAGUGCAUGUACUGUGCUGAAUUGAACAUCAAGCCAAAUGUGCUGGUAGUAGAAGAUUGAGUGACCAGCCCAGCUAACCACAGACUGACAGACUCCAAUGCUGAGCAGUCCACACACAUGCACUGCUUUUGUUUGUUUGUGUAUGUAUGUGUGUGUGUCUUGGACUGCAGGCUGCUCUGGCACAAACUCCAUACCAUGGAACCUGGAGAUUGUUGACAGUAGUAUACUUGUGUCAUUGUGUAUGCAUGUGUUGCAUGGAUGUGCAAUGCAUGUGCUUAUGCACAUGUAUGCCUAUAUGUAAGUGUGUGUGUGUGCAAUUGCACAUGUGCGUGUGUGUGUAGUAGUUGUAGCAGUAGUAGAUGCCGGCGGCUGGGUUGCCGUAGACAUCACUGAGAAGUAUACAGAAGGUUUUUCAGAGUCAGGUGGAGGAGGAAGUCACACAUUGUGUUUGUGUAUGCUCAGGUAGAUUUGUAUCAUGUCAUUUUCUGCAUACCCCAUGGAGGGUGUACAGUUAUUUGCGCUUGGCAACUAGCCAACCUCAUCCAGCCUGCUCUUGGAUGUCGGUGUAGGUGCACAUGCAGUUGACUUGUGCCAGGCUGUGCACCAUCUUGUUGGUGUAGGUGCACAUGCAGUUGACUCAUGUCAGGCUGUGCACUGUCAUAUGUCGGUGCACAAAAGUGGAGAAAAUAUACACACACUGGAUACGGAGGCUUGGCAUGCAGGUUUAUGCAUACCUAUUGCUUGGUGUCUGUGUUUUCAGCAAUUCUGUGCACCACCAUCUUAUUUUGUACACAUCAAGAAUGACAAUGAAGACGAGGCUGUUUUUGAACUGUAACAUGACCAGCAUCCUUUCUUAAAGGGUCUUUGUGGAGUGUUAGAGGACUGACUGUGUAGGUGACACUGGCUAGACCAGAAUUUCUUCUUUUAUUACUGAAGUGAACUUGUGCUGAUUAGGAUGGCCCUGGAAUACCUUUAUUUAACACAAAUAUUUUUGAUUUCGUUGAUGUCUUAUUCACUUUAUCCAUAUUGCUCACGUGCACAUGUGCACACACACACUCUUUCUCCUACACAUACACUCUCAAACAUGCAGGUGCGUACACACACAUAUUGUGUCUGUCAGGUCUGCCUUGUUCUCACUAUCUCUUCCCUGCCUUUUACUGAUAUUUUUCUUAUGUAUUAUUUGUUUUUCCACUGGCUCAUUUUUCUCUCUCUUACCAAUAUAUUUGACUUUGUUUUUUAUAGGCUGACUAUAAGAUGGCCUUGGACAUAUUUGCUUACUUUCAAACCCCUCUCACCUUCUAACCUCUUCGCUCUGUUUGUCUCUCUGACUCUGUUCCCUUUCUUUUUGAAUGGUUCAGCUUUUCUCCUUUCACUGAUCUGUCUGUUUCUCUUUGGCUAUGCUUCUUCCCCUUCUGGUUCUCCAGCCUCCCAGUCUUGCUAAGCAGAUUUCCUAGCAGGCAUACAAUGAUCAGUGUGUGUGCCAAGGUCGUUGUUUCUUUGAUAUGUCAUCCAUCAUUUGCUCACAGUGUGAGUGACAUCAUGCAAAGGAGCAAAUGAGUUUCAAGUUUCAUGCAUGAAGCCAUUGACAUUUUUCUUGUGAUAGCACAUGUACAUUUACCAAAUGGGCGGCACAAAAAGACAAUGUCUGCUUAUUUCCAGAUGUACCUAAUGGAGUAUUUAAUGUCAGACUUGUUAAUCCCAUGAUCAUUUGUUGCUAUUGUUGUACAGUGUUUGCUGGACCAUGUUGACUCUUGAGCACUAGGCAUUCAUAAAAAGUUUGUUUUAAAAUCAGGGUUUAUCUAGCCAAUAAUGAAUUUUUUUUUAAUGGAACAUGCACCAUUUGUACUCAUAUGUUGGCCAUUUGUGACAAGGCUACAUCUUUUCACAUGCAUGCUUGGCACUGGGGUCUCUUGUGUGAACUGAGCAACUUUCUUGUGCUUUGAAUGCAGACUGAGUUUUAGCUUUGUCUGCAAAAUGUUGUGAGCACCUCUUGAUGGUUUAGCCAACUGAACAGACUCAGAGACAUUGGUCUACAAUUGUUCACCUUUCAUUGCCAAAUGGCUUACAGUUGAUUUGUGAAGGGUUUCACUGCCUUGGUGUUAUCUUGCCUUCAUAUUGUUUGGUGUCUGUUCUGCGGUAGCAUUUUGCCCAGUUAUAAACUUCUUACUAGCUUAGCAUUUGCAACUUGGGAGAAAUAGGUAGGAAAGGUAGCUGUUAACAUGCUAAUCAGUUUCUAGUCACAUAUAUCAGGAGGGCUAAAGCUGGCUUAAAAUUUAUACCUGGAAAUUUAAGAAGGUUGUGUUCAUCCCUUUUUGAGGAUUUUCAGAAAGAUGAGGUUGUUGGAAGUGAUACUCUAAAUGUGUUGUGUAGUAGCCAUUUCAACCAAUUUAAGAACCAACAAGUGUGCCAUGGACUUUCAUUGUUGCAUGUUAUAACAAAAAAAGUUUCCCUGAUGGUGCUGUUUAUAUAUAUGAAAAAUGAGUUUAUUGGAAAGUUACUAAAGACUGAAAUGUACAGCUGAAAGUUAACAUGCUAAAACUUUGUCGGAAAUGUGGUCUUUCGCUCUUUCUCUUACUUUUAGAACAGAAUAUAGCAGAAUGAUAGCAACAUUGUCAGUAGCUAAUUUAAUGAAUUGGUACCAAUAAAUAGUUGUAUGAUAGACAGAGUUUCCUAACUGGUUGGCAGAAAAGAAGAUAUUUGUCAAAGAGCAUGGUUAUUGAGGUGUAACAAUUCACUUUGCAAAUUUCUGAAGUUGACCAUAAAUAUGUACUGAAUAAACGUUGUAACAGUUAAGAGCUGCAUUUCAGACACUGGUCUUAGCAAGAAUAAGAUAGAUUAAAAAAAAAAAAAAACUAAAACUGUUUCAGUGAAGGGAGUUAGUCACAAAUUUUUACUCUUGGGCAGGCCAUACAGAGCAAAGCAGGAGAUGUGUUUCUUCCAGGUCUUGCAACAGGCAUUCAGUAGCAUUACAUGCCUUGUUUUCUGAAGGCUACUACUGGCAGAGUAUAUGUGGAUGCUGCCCAAAUAGCAGAGGAAACACAUUUUAUUUAACUUGAUAACUAGCAUCCCUGAGUGCUGUUUUGCCUGCACCUUUUGAUUGGCCGAACCAGAAAAAUCACCUUUUUUUGUAGUUGUCUCCCUUGACAAAUUUGCUAAUUGUUUCUCCAGUCAUCUUUAAACCCCUCAGUGUUUGCAUUUUCCUUUAGAACGAUGUUUUCUUUCAGUUAGUAAAUACAUACUUCCAACAUGAUUUUUCAUCUUUUGUCUUUCAUUUUAGAAGGCUAAAAGCUUGGGUACUUUUUUAUAAUUCAGUUCAGAGAGGAACAUAAAAGUGGACAUUUCGCUACAUCUUUUUUUCAGCUUUGGACCAUGUAGCAUAUUAAACUGUACCUCUUAAAGAUGCAUGCACCGCUAGUAGAACUGCCAGAUCUGUGAGCAUAGAUAUGUGUAGAUAAGGGAGCAGCUUAGAGGUGGACCAAGUCUUGUAGAAAGCAUUUUUUCUACGGGUCCUCAAGUCAGUGUACCAUUGGAAAUAGUGGUGGAGGAAGCGUGAAUAUGUUUAAGUUUUUCCUGUAUUUACAUUGGCUAUCAUUGGUGUUUUCUAUCGCCAAGCAGAAAAAUGCACAAAUUGUAAUUUCUUUUAAGACAAGAGAUAUUUAUUCAUUUAUUUGUUUAUUAGUUUUUUUUUUCUUUUUCUAUACAUGAAAGAAGUCUAGAAUUAUUUGCUGUGGUUUCUGGACCAACAAGGAAACUGUGUGAAGAAUGAAUUUAGUGUAAAUGCAUGGUGGAAAUCUUGGGCAAUGUUGGUCUUGAAGUUGAAGCUUGCUUGCAGUUAGCCAGACAAGCUGGCCUGAGGCUGUUCACUCUGCCUGAGUCUACCUAGGCUACUGCUUUCAUAGUGUUGUAGUGAUGCCUGAGGAACAAAAGCACAGUGAGUUUAGUCAUGCUUCAGGAAAGCAUUGGGCAUGAUACAGUCCCACUCUGUCUUGACCCUCAUGCAUCUCACCAUUUUUACUCCUUUCUUCUAUUUUUCCUUUUGUAUUAUUAUGCUAGUCUCUUUAACCCUCAUACCAUCAACUCCCACAUUGUUGACAUCAUUGUCAUCAUUAUUUCCAUUGUACAUAAAUUACAGAUGCAUUUGAUGUCAUCUUAAAGUGUUACCAUUGAUGCUAAUAUAUAGCUUUGAAUGAUGGAAAACCAUGUUGAACAUGUUACUGUCAUUAAAAAUUAUCCUUCUUUGUCUAAAACUGCCAAGAAUUUUGCUUAUUGUAUUUAGGUUAUCAUUAUGUUCAGGAUCAGUUUUGGGGAUGAUGGUGAUAAGAGACUGACUGGAAGUGUUUUUGUAUGCUCAUUUCUAUAUGGCCUUUGUCUUGGUCCUUAUAGUUGUUGUGCUAGUGAAUUUCUGUCAGAAGAAAUGCUCUUACAUAGAGCAAAUCUUCUAUGAUAGAGGUGACAUCAUCAUUUUUGUUCCAUGGCCCUUCUGUUCCCUCUGUGUAUUUAUGCAGAGGGUUUUUGAAAUGUCGCCAAUUGCCUACUAGAGUGAGACAAUGCAAGGUGUGCUCAGUGUCCUCAGUGCUGUGGGAGAGCAUUCUGACAGUGGGUGAUUGUUUUUGAUGAUCUGUCACCAUGACUCCAGUAUACAUGGAGUUUAAAUAAAGAUAAUUUCCUUACUCAGUCUGGUAUUUGUACAAGCCACUUCUUUCUUCUUAAGCUCCGUUGGCAGUGCUUGUGGAUGUGUUUAUUUACUUAUACAUAAUAAGCAAAACUGUUAGCUGCUGGGUGCAGGGGUCCAGUUAUGGUCUCAUAAAACUGUUUAUUUCUAAAGAAUAUUAUUGCAUUAACUAUGGCAUUGCUAUUAUUAUUUAUAGCUAUAAAUAUAACAUUGGAAGAUGAUAUAUAACCCAGGUGAAAGUUAUUUUUUUAAAGAAAGACAAUAACAGGACUGAAACCUCAUGUUUACAGAGCAGCAUAUGUAUGUGUGGGGGUGAUGGUGGUGUUUGUAUGUGUAGGUGUGCACACUUCAUCAGUUUAGCUUUGCCCUGAUAAAAGCUGCUUUUCCUUGAUGACCAGCAUUACUGAGAAUCUUACAUGCAAAAUGAUGGUAAGCAAGACAUUUUCUUGUUAUGUCUGCUGUGGGUAUUGCUGGAGGUUUGUGAUAUAGGUCUCAUAUCUGCUGCUCUCCCUCCACAACUUCUCCUGUUUCCUCACAGUAACUCUGGAUGAAAUAGUAGCACACAUUUUUUGAAAUGUAUUAUUCCUAUGCUAGACCAGUAAACUAUGGCAUGUUUAAGAUGGAUGUCUAAGAGUUAACUGCACCUUUUCUCUUUUGUACUUGAUCUUCAUCCUUUUGUGCAUUGUUCAUCAUCUGGGGACAGUAAGACCUUUGAAUAAUUUCUUCAAUCUAAAAAUUCAGCAAAAUGUGCUGGCAAAUGUUAGACCAACCAUCUGUUUUCAUGCAAGUUGUUUCUCAUUGAAGGUUGAAAUAGAAUUUGCUGCAAAAUUUAAAACGACACAAAGUCAUUGUUCGACUUUUGUUAAAAAUUUGAUUUCUUGUAAUCAGGGAGUUGUGAUCAAUAUGUUGGAAGUGUGCAAUGUAGGCCAAGUUUAAUCUUGGCUCCCCUUGACCUAUCCAGCGCAAUGCUAGUUUUAAAAAUAAAAUGCAAACUUGUAUUUUGAUGAUAGACACUAACAUAAGAUGGUGUAUACAGAUCAGCUCUCUUUUUCAAUUUGUACCUGAAGAUUAUUUCAGCCACUGGGUUGUGAUAAAGUAUUGUUACUAAGAUUAAAAUAUUAUCUUUACAUUUAUUUAUCUUGAGCUAAGAAUAUUGCUAUCAGAGUGUUGUGCUUUUGUUCUUCCUUGAUUAUUAUUCACAUGUAACUCUGUUAGUUUAUAGCUAAAUUUUAAAAAAAGUUAUUUAUUGAACAUUGGCAUGUUUGUGUAAUGUAUUUGUACAUUUUUUGUCACCUAGUGGGACUGUUGUCAUGCUCAAAUGUUUCUUGUUGCACAAAACAAAAACCUGCAGACUGUUAAUUGUUCACUUCCUGUAUCUCAAAGACAGUCUUCAGGCAAAGCUAGUUCAUGGAGGAUAAAUAGCUUGACAUAGAGGUGGUGUGAUUAUCUCUGUGUGUGCGCACAUACGCGUGAGAGAGAGAGAGAGCAUUGUGUAUAGGUGAGUGCAUGUUGGCAUGAUUAUGUUUGUGUAAUUUCUGCUGCCACAAGACCAUUUGACCAUUGCUGUCAUUGCAUUUCAUGUUGAAAAUUGAUUUGAGUUUGGUGCAUUUCUGAGAAUAGUCUGUUAUGGGAACACUUGGUUAGAUACUUUUCAUGUCACAUUUGUUUCUGUUUACAGACAUUUAUAAGAACUGCUUAUGUAUAAUACAGUGAAAACAUUUUAUUCUUGAAUUUUAAAUCUAAAAUGUCACUUUAGCUUGGUCUGUAAUUGCUUAUAGAAGUAUUUCCCACACUUCAUGCCACUGCUGCAUACAGCAUACAGGGUUAGGAAAGCAUUUGUUAUAAUGUAGAGAGAGCAUACAACACAUCAGUUUCAGUAUCUGAUGUCCAGGAAAUAAGAAAGAGAGGUUUACUCGAGAUCGCUCAUGAGAAGGGUGGAUUUAUUUAUUAGAUGAGAAGAAUUUUCUUAAGUGAUUGAAAAUAAAAGGACAUACUUUUCUAUACGUUUAUCAGAUAAUAAUAAAGACAAUCUCUUAAGCUGUGUUUGGUGAUAAGAAAAAUGUUGAAGAUAAUGUGGGAGGGGAUUUUAUAGAGCCUUUAAAAUGAUUAUUUGCAUUAGAAAGAUAAAAAUGUAUGUUUGAGGGGUAUCUGCAGAACACAGAUGGGUUCAUCUGGUAAUUAAAAAAGUGGAUGAAGAAAAGAUCACAGAAGACUGAAUUUGUUGAGAAAGAAGAAAUCUAAUUCACCGUGUUAGGAAUGGCAGUCAUUGUGUCAUCUGCUCAUCAAGAAGGGGCACACAUACAUCUGAAAGGACUGUAGCUUUGGGCUGAGGAUGGUAAUCUAUCCACAAACCUGCUUUGCUUGCAGUUCAUACAACAAUCAUGACCUUUGUCGGUUGGUAGGUCCCACUUGUCUUACAAAAUGCAAGGGCAUGAGAGUUUCAGGUGUCAAAACGAAUUAGAUGUAGGAGAUGGUGACCAGACUGCAUUAUUCUUAAACAGAAUAAUGUUCAUGGAAUAUAUGCAUGUUAUUGCUAUUUAUUCUGUCCCUAUUUCAUCCACAGAAGUUUGUAGAUUCUGCCUUUACAGGACAUUUAUAUAGCGUGGCUGGUCUUGUCACUCAGGAGUUAAAAAAAUGACUUUUUAGGCUAAUGAAUAUUUUAUAAUGUUGUCCCUGCAUAGGCAGAUUUCUAAUCAUCACUGGAACUGACCUAAAUACUUCUGCUUGAUAUCAGAUGUUAGAUUGGUGAUUGCAGAUCAGCUAGGUAGAGAACUUCCUGCUGUCCUUUCCCAUGCUUCCUUUCUACAGUUUUGCUGCUCUUGAAAUUUAUAGGCUCAGCUUAUUUCAAUAAAUGUGCUCCUGAAAAUAUUUGUGAAUGUACACAAAAAGCAGCAUGAAGUGUUAGACAUAACCAAGAGUACUAAACAUCACAGUUGACAUGUAUGUGUUGCACAUGCUAUUACACAGAAUGUUGUUGACGUGUUGUAGUGAGGAGAUUAUUCAGACAAAGUAUUGUUUAUGAUGACUUGUAGUUACAGUGUUGGGCAGUAAAAGUAUCAAGAGGUAUCAAGAAAUCAUAAAAGGCUUUGUCCAAAUAGAUCUGCAACUGGUUACAGAAGAAUACUCAGUUUAGCAAGACCACGAAUUGUUCACAAACAAGUAAGUGUGUGAUCAAGAGAUCGCUGUACUUUUUAAGGGUUUUUUUUUUAAUCAGUCUAGUUGAGAGCUUAUACAGUUUUACAUGUCAAAGGCUCAGAACAGAGUCUCAUGCUUUCGAUAAUUAGAGGAUUUGUUAAUAAACUUUUUAAGGAGAUUUUACCUUGUAAUUCAAUUACCCAGUCCUUUCUGGCUUGUGGCUUGCAAAAUGAAAGAGGAACAGAUGCAAUAUGACAAAGACCAAAACUUAUUGCAAUGGGAUAGUCUGAAGUGUUGGUCAGUUUGUGAUGCCCAUCAGACAAACUUGUAAACAGUCGAAGCUUGAAGUAUGAAAGCUCAGUGACUUCUUAUGUCUGUUGCUACACCAUUAUAUUUGGCCCUGACAUGGUAACUUAUUACAUUGUGCACAGAUUACCUAGAUCACAUUUUUUUGUUUGGCGUGGCUUAACUUUUUGUCUUUUCCAUGUUUCUUUGCUGUGGUAGAGUGGGUCACUUUAUUGUUAGUGGAUGCAACUCCAGUAAGUCCACAAUAAAGAGAUGGAUAUAUGUCCAUCAUACACUGCCCAUUACAAUUGAGGUUCUCAACUCUCAUGGACUAUCAGCAUGUCUUGAUAAAUACCCAGUAGCCAACCAUCAGCCAUCAUGAUCUGACAAUAUCCUACAUCUCAACAGUCAUCUACGACUAGCAGUCAUGUUUUUGCAAUACAGUACAAGUUUAAAUGCCAAGUCAGGCUCAUUAGCUAACCUGCUUAUCAAAUAUACAUAGCAAUCAUUUUGUGGCUUUUGGCUACUUUGGACUAGCAGUUAUUAUUAAGUGACAAUCCUUACCUAGUUAAGUGUAACAAUAAGCAGUCUCCAGUAUAAUUACAGAAGCCUUCCUACCCAAAUCCCAAGCUUUUUAAAUUCUAUUUGUGAGUGACAUUAUGGGUUUGAGCAUUGAAUUAUUAUUUGAUCUUUAUCUUGAAUAGUCCUACUAGUUUUUUAGGAGGGACAAAGGGGUUUUUAAGUAGUGUGAGGAUGUUAUAAUAUAUUUUUAAAAAAAACCUUAGUCUGAAUUAAAAAGCAACAGGUUGCUUGAUAAAAUGUAGUCAAUAAUGUUACACUAAACUAUAUCCGUGACCCUUAGAAAUCGAAGGGACAUACUCUCUUGCUAUGUGGGUGAGUGAGUGCUCAGUAUGGGCAAAUGUUUUCAGGCUAGGUGGGUAGCCGUAGUGUUCCAGCAGUACUUGAUAAUCUUUUGAGGUAGAUGUCUUAGAUUCCCCUAAGGCUAAUUAAGGUGGGUUUGUAGCACAAAAAUGCACUUAACCUCAAGUCAGGAUUACUAACCAUGGGUUCAGAUCUUGCCUUUGGCGCACAUAGCUGCUCUCUGAAUGUAGCACAUGUUGACUGUGAUAUACAGCCCCAGACAGUGUAAAUCACCAACCUAAGCCUAUCUUAAGGCUAUCCUAUAUAAUUUUUCUAUAUGUAAUAAAGAGCAACAAUUUGCAGAUGGUUGUGCACUUUUGUAACUGUAAAGUGUAAUAAGUUCUGUCAAUACAAGGGUUUUUCCUAUCAUGAUGGAUAGGUUCUGGGUGUCUUGCAGCUUUCUUUGUUUGUAACUUGUUGAGAGUUCUGCAAAGUACACUAGUAUUUAAGCUGAUCAGUCUUUGCAAACUGACCCUGUCAUUGUUAUGUCCCAGGCUUCCAUAAUGAUAAGCAUGACUUAUUUUGAAUUGAGGACUUGCACAAAACAUUUUAACAAACAUUAUUUCAAAGUCUGUUCUCAGCAAUAUCUUUAAGCUGCACAGCUCUAACCACACACUUAAAACAAAUGGAAAGUACUGCUUUACAUGUAUACAGAAGACAAAUGUGAGCAGGUGAUGCUUGUUUGUGGUGGUGACUGAGUAGAUGUGUGUGUGUUGGGGGUGUAUAUGCAAUUGGAAACAGUUACAACUGUUCUUUUAAAUGCUGGAUUUAAGGAUCUUCAUUUUGUUGGAAGUUUUGACUGGAGCUGCAGCUGGGCAGCUGCUGUGUUCUGCGCUUGUUUUUGAUGGGCUUUGUGCAAUCAAUACGUUCAAACUUGGAGCUUUGCUUGGUGGCUCAUUCACAGGAGAACCAAGAAAUCUGGAAAUUUGUUUUAGACCAACCUUAAGUGGUUUUUUAGGUCUUGUUCUGGCCAGCCACGGUUUGUGGUGUGCACCAGUACUGACCCAAGACACUAAUGAUCACCCAUAACUGUCUUCAGAACUUGAUCAAGAUCAAGAAUUGUGUCAUGUGAUAUCCUCUCUCAGUACACACAAAUAAACAUAUUUGUCUACAUGCUUAAAAACAAUUUCUGACAGUAUUUAUUAGGGCAAACUUUCUCACUAAAAUGUUUCAAGACCGUUUUAGUUGGGUUUUUCUCGGCAGCUGUAUAUGUGCUUUUUAUUCCUGAUGGUUGCAUGGUGGUGCUUUAUUUAAAACAUGUAUGUGACAUUCUGCCUGUCAUCUUCCUACACUGCUCUAAGGUAUGCAUGAGAUUUGACGGUUGUUGUUAUGUAACACUCUGCUUAAACAUUGUGGACUGUGCGUGGGUGUGAGUGUGUGAUUAGUUGUAUAUGCAUAUGCUGAAAGCAGAACUAACAAUGGCAGUAUUCACCAUUUUCUUUUGAUUGGUUAGGAAACUAACAAUGGCAGAUAUUAUUCACCAUUUUCUUUUGAUCAGUUAGGAAUUUUGUCUGGCUAUGUGCAUGUUUGAUGUCUGUAAAACAUACAGUGAAUGAGAAAAUAGUAGAGAGAAGCAGGUAGAGUUGUAAUCUUGCAUUUGACUGGAUUUUGACAGUGGAGUUAAGAAAUAAGGGCAUUUUAUGUAAGGCAUUGCGGGCUCUGGCUAUUUUAUGUCAUCUUUUAUUUUAAAAAAAAAGAUUACAUGUAUUAAAUAACAACCAGGUGGUCCACCCCUCACCUACUCCUUCAUUUUUCUGGCCUUGGUACAUAGUUACUAAUGUAGCAAAUACUUUGAUGCCUCAAGUAGGAAGUACAUGUAGUCAGCAAAUGUCAAAUAGAUCAUUGGUUGUAGAUUUAUACAUCAUGUAGAUAAAUGCAGUCUUGUCACCUGGAUAUGGCUCAAGCACACACCUUUAUAACAAUAAAUGGUGAGAUACAUAAAGCAGUUAUGUAAGCAUAAUGACAGCCUUAUGAACUUUCUCUGAUACUUGACAGUCAAGAUGAUUUAGACCUAAGAAUUUAACAGGUGAAAAAACUGUCAGCUGACCUAUGUGUCACAUUGUUGUCAUUAAAAUGACCCUCUCCGUCACACACAAACAAAUGGUUACAGACUAGGGACAGGGAUGUUUUGAGUCUUUCAGAUGUGUGUGCCCCAUUUCCAGCUGCUGUGUGUCAGCCAUGUUUCAUGUAGUCUUAUCAGUGAUGUGUUGGCAUCAUUAGCACUGACUAGUCAGUACAUUGUUGGCUUUAGAAGCACAGAGGAAAAUGUAGAGUACUGAUAUAUGUCAAUGUGUGAAGAUGCACAUCCCUUACUCACUCACUGUACUCUGCCACAGAAUUGUCGCAGAAUUUGUUUCCCACUUCACACAUUUGGACAAUGAAAAUGUCCUUCAUCUGUGCUUCUCAGAGUACUGUUGUUUCUUUUUGAUGCAUUCUGAUAAAGAAUUCUUAAGUACAAUAUACAUACAACACUUUUUCUCAUCUCUUGUUUUGAUUCAGAGCUCUUAAGCAUAUAAUAAAUUUUGAGAAAUAAAAGCAGUCGAGCAUGAUUUAAAUAUACUCAUUAAAACUUUUUUCAUGGCUGUGUGUUUCAAAUUUCUUUUGAAAGAUUUCGGCUAAGCCUGUACUCACAGAUAUUCAAGUAUGUUGCACAUUACACAUCUUUAGAAUUUGUCAUUAAAGGUUGUCACCACCAUUAAAAAAUAAUAAACCAUGCUGCAUAACAUCCAAAGCUCCUUAACUAGGCCUACAAUUCUUGAGUUGAGAGCUUUUCAACAGAGUACAGAAAAUAUCUAAACAGUUUAGGCUUUUUAUUUGUCAUAUGAUUUUGUUUUAAAAGCUUGGGGUUUUUUUUUGGUUGUUGUUUUAAUGUAAAGCUUACUUCUAAAUGUUGAAGUGUAGCCCAUAUGUUCAGUUUAUUUUAGAUUUGUUCAAGUUCUUAUUAAAGAAACAUUUGAAUUGGGAUUUUAUAAUUCAUCAGCAACAUCUGUAUAUUUUAUGAUAAUUAUUAUUAAUGUUUAUCUGUCAAGUGUCAUUUUCAGUGUGGUAGGACAAAAAAAACAAAAAAAUCUCAACAAUUGUGCCAGUGUUUCAUGUGCACUUGAAAGUGGGUCAGAUAUGGGAAGAUCAUGAUGUUCCCUUGUGAAUUUUUGUUGGAAAGGUGGGGAAGGGGGAGAGUGAUUAUUUAACAAGACACAGGUGACUGGAAAGGUUUCAUUAGAGACAUCUGAAAGUUGUGUUUGAUAAUAUGCCAGAAAAUGCAUGAUGUACUAUUAAUGUGUUAUCAGAGUGUGCGAGGCUUAAGAGUGGCUGGUAGUCUGCUGAUUGUGAGAAACCAAUUAUGUGAUUUUCUUUAUCAUCUUUUUUCAUUGCUAGAAACCAUGUAUAUGAUUCUCUGAGUAUUCUUCAGCUGUGGAGGUAGCCUUUGCUCAGUUGCUGAAUGUUACCUCCUCUGUAAAGGAAAAAGUUUGCUUUGGGUAUAUUUAGCCUUUAGUACAGACAAGAAGUAGGGUGCAGUGAAAUAUUUUCACUACAGACAAGAUUAUACUAUAUUGGAAUGUUUUGAACAGUCAAGCAUUUGUGUACAGUCUUGGAUGCGAUUUUUGUUUGCACAGCUUGAUUACUGUCUGAAUUCAUUUACUUUUAAACAAUGGACCAAUGAAGUUCAUAGCACGAAAACAUUUUUCUCAAUCCAGUUCAUUUUAGGCAAUUUUUUCUUGAAAGUUUCUAAAUGCUGCAAAUUUUCCUUUGCAAGUUGAUCUCCCAAUUAUUUUCAUUUGUGAGGGGAUUUGGUCUCAUCUCUUGGACAAAAAAAAAAAAUGUUGGAUCAGCUGCAUUGCUUAUGCACUCAUUAAAAUUAAACUUUGUAAAAUAUUUGUUUGGUGUAAAAUGUUUACUUGAAUUUAUUGUUGAUAGUGUUAGGUUCCUUUAUACUGGUGUUUUGGGAGGUUUACCGAAUGUUGACAUUUUCCUACGGAACAUGCUUGGUAUUGACAGCAUGGGGAAGCCCAGAGUGGGCUAGCUUAGCACAGUGAGCAAUCUGCUGUUAACUGUCAGAGAACAUGGUUAAUUUUCUGUAACGUUCAAAGCUGAAAAGAGCUGAGUAAAAAAGACAAAAACAAAUGACCAGCUGAUAGUCCACACAUUAUGGAGAAUCUUGAGGUUGGCUGAGGAUGAUGUGAUCAAAGCCAUGACAAACUGGCAUGGAUGAGCUGUGGUCAGCAUCAUUCAGUAGUUAGCCUUUCUGGUGGGGUUGUGUGCAUGCAGGUGAUGGCAUGCCCAGUAGUACAAAUGCCAUUUCUUUUUUUUUUUUUGCAUUCUGUGAACUAUUUGUGCAGAAACUGCUUUUUCGAUUGCAUUUAUUUUGCACUGGCUUUUGGCAAAAACUCAACAAUUCUACUCAAGUAAGCAGACGUGGCCUCGUGCCAAGAAACAUGCAAGCAGCUAUUUGACAUGUUCCAAGGUAACCACAUCUGCUCUAGAGCAUCGCAAAUCUCAGGAUUUUUUGGUUCUUAUCUACACUUUGCCUUUUUCUCAUUAUAUCUUAGUGCAUAGUAUUAAGAUCUGUUGGGUGUCAUUUGUUCUUUUGCUGAGAGUUAUACCAUGUGUAUUUCCCUGGGGCAAGGCAAAUAUUUAUUACAAUUCUUAUGUAAUACUGAAUUAUUUCAACCAUGUAUCUUUUACUGUAAAUCAUUUCUUAUCAAUGUUCAGUCGUAGACAAUGUCUCAUGCUGUUUUGUAUCGUUUGGUAUGUAUGUAAAUUGUAAUAAUAUAUAAUUAUCAUCUUUGUGAUAACACAUUUUCAGAGUAUAUAGUAUGGGCAGUGUGCGUUUAUUAAAUAAAAUCAUGUUUUAAGAAUUUUUUUUCCUUUCGUGGUACAGGUCAUCGCAGCGUCCAGUGUUGAAGAUCAGACGGUUUCUUAUGUUACAAAGAUUCAUAUCUGUAUAUGUGAAAUAAAAUAGGGGUAAAUCAAAGGUGUGUUUUUUAUUAAGCAGUACUUUUCAGUUUCAACAAUAUAGCAGCUUGUGAAACCUUGAAAGUCCAUUAACAAAGACCAAUCUUCUAGUGUGACUAAAAAUUUGUCAGUCUUUUUUUUAAAAAUAAUCUAGAUUCCCCACAUUGUUGAACACACUUUUAGCAGCAUGAUUACUGCAAGGACCUAUUGCUGAAAGCCGUAGUCUAUUUCUAUAUAUCAUGCCAACUCAACUUUAGAUGGCCAAAGAUCUUUUUCAGACUGUUUUGUCAUGAGAUCACAUUCAGCAUGUAUUACAGAAGUGAAAGUGGUAGUAUGUCCUUUGAAGGCAGUGGAUAUGGAAUGCAUCCAACCAUAACUGCAUGCAUCCAUACAAGUAGCUGGCAAUGGUUUUUGAUUAUGUAUCUUUUAAUGUGUAUCUCACAAUGAUAAUAGUAAAGAUAAAAAAAAAAGUCUUUAAGAAAACCACAAGAAGUAAAAAUGCCUGUUGAAUUUGCAUCUUACGAUAUUUAAUCCACAAUAUGAAUAGUUUUGAUUGGUAACAAAAAUGAAUCAUUCUGCAUAUUAAGCACUUCUUGUUCGUCAAUGUAGAGCAGAACUAGUCACACACCUGAUCAGUCAAAAAAA
Molecule: messenger RNA, 17712 nt
Organism: Pomacea canaliculata
Lineage: Eukaryota; Metazoa; Mollusca; Gastropoda; Architaenioglossa; Ampullariidae
Product: diacylglycerol kinase theta-like
Exons: 24
Coding region: 194-3022 (942 amino acids)
Biological process (GO): diacylglycerol metabolic process; lipid phosphorylation; intracellular signal transduction
Molecular function (GO): nucleic acid binding; ATP-dependent diacylglycerol kinase activity
Source: RefSeq, a predicted model, not a curated record